UCCCUCUCCUGCCCCCGCGAUGCAGAGGGAAGUCUGCGCGGGGCGUUUCUUUCUUGCGGCGCGUUUUCGCUUGGAAGGGCGGGCGGGGUGGCAAACCCGAAGUUGGCGCCCCGGGAGUUGUGCCUGGCGAGGCAGAACCCCUGUCCCCAGGCGCGGGGGGUUCCCCCUGCACGGGGCUGAGCCCAGCCCUGCCCGGCGGGCCGGGGCGGGCGGGCUGCGGGAGCGCCUCGCUCCCUUCGCGAAGGGAUGUGCCACGGCCGCUGUCCCACGGGAAUGCCGGAGGGAAAGGUAGGCCCGGUGCCCGCCCCGGAGCUUGGCAGGGCCGAAAUUUUGGAGGCUGAAAGGGAAACAAAUCAAGGACUGCUCGAGUGAAUGAAGAAUGCCUUUGCAGUGGCUCUGAUCUUUUCAGAUUGCAGGGAACUGUAACAAGCAUCCCUGCUGGUGUCAACUGAAUGCUGCUGGCGAGAGGGAAUUUCCCCUCUAUUCGUGUGUAGGGAGUCCUCUGAUUUUCCCUGAUCAACAGCACUCUGGGAGCAUCUUGAGGCAGCAGGCUUUAACCAUACACUUUCAACACUCUUCAUAUUUAGAAGGAAAAAUAAGGAGCUCCUAUUGUUGGCACUUCUUGAAUUGCUCUGCCUGUUGUUAGCUUGGCUGCUCUUUCCCAGUGCCAGCCAAGAAUAACUUUCCUCAUAACUUCCGUUUUAUAAAUAUGGGAUGGCUGAAAGGAGUGCAAUGAUGCACUAAAAAUAGCUGAGUGUAUUCAGGUCAGGCCCAGGCUGGCAGCAGUAACACAGUUGUAUUUUUAAACCACCGCAGCUGAUUGCACACAGAGCACACAGGUUUAGUGAUGAAGAUAAAAUUGAUGCACUCUGGGAUGUCCUUGUGCCUGAGCACCUGCCUGGCUGGUGUUGCACUUCAUCUUGCUUCGUCGAAGGACUGGGUUGCAUUGUUGCUUUUGAGCUUAGUGUGAGCCGUGGUGGUCGUGUGUUGCACUCAGCCUAAAACCACCCAGGGUAACUUCCUUUGCUGUUAGUCUUGAUUAUCUUAUUUUAUUUCUGUUGCGCAGAGGUGUUUGCUGUGGUUGAGAACCCCAGUGUGCCAGGAGCUGUGCGAGCAGAGGGUAAAACCACAGCCCUUGGCUGAAGGGAGUUUAUAGUUCAAGUCAGGAGGGCAGUAGGAGACAGUGUGACCCUCUGGACCAGUGUGAUAGUCAGAAGCCAGUUGUUUCCAGCUUCUUGGCAAAGGAAAUCUUGGAAAAGUUGAAGUAGAAUAGCUGGCUAAUGUCCCUCAAAAAAUCUGCCCUCCCAGCACACACUUGUUCAAAUACAUAACAAAGAGGCAGUGGAGCCUGUUGUCAUCAUUUGGCCAGAGAUAAAACCAGUCCUUCUGUAUCACUGGAGGGGUGCAGGGUCAAGUGGAGGGAGACUAGAAUAGGCUUUGAAAGUGAAGAGGUUUCGGUGCAGUAGGAAAGUGGAGGGACAGUGAGAGACGUGAUGCGGUUAUAGCUGUGGCUUAGAAAAAUGAUCCCUGCGGCAACACCCAGGAUGGGUAAAUAAGUAAAACACUACAUUUCAAGAGACAUAAGUGUUUGGAAAUGAGUAUUUGUCCCAUUCCUGGAAGUGUUCAAGGCCAGGCUGGAUGGGACUUUGAAUAGUCUGGUUUAGAGAAAGGUGUCCCUGCCCAUGAUUGGAAGGUUGGAACUAGGUGGUCUUUAAGUUCCCUUUCAGCCCACAUGCUUGAUUCUAUGAAAAAACAGAGGAUGAUGGUGAUGGACGAGUUUUAUUUGUGUUAGUGGACAAGAAAUACUGUAUCAUAUAGAGAUACAAAGCAGGAGAAGUUGAUGGGAUACUGUGAAGGUCUAAUGCUUGAAGCCUGAGAGGGAGAGGAUGGUUCUGGAGCUGAGUGGAUUACAUGCUGGUUGUGUCAUAUUGGGGCACAGGGGCUGUGCAGAAGAAGGCCUGUGGGGGGAAGGUUGAGGAGAGCAUGCCACCUACCUCCAGGCUGGUAGUCAUCCACAGCCCGGAUAUCAAAGGAGAGGCUGAGAGUUCAGCCUAUGCAGGAAGAUGGUCUGUGGCGAUAGGGCACAUCUGUGAGUAGCUGUCAGGAAACUUUAGCUGAAGAGGUAUAAGCUGCUGAAAGAUAAGAUUCAGAGUAACAUCCUGAAGGAUGAAAGAAGUUUGUAGUGCUCACAGAAACUUUGGGGGGUAUGGGAGUAGUUAUACAGCUUUGAGAGUGUAAGGAAUGGCAUCCAGGAGGGGAAGUGCUUUGAGAGGGUAAGGAAUGAUAUCCAGGAGACGACAACAUUUUAAAGCUAGAAAGCUGCUGUUGAAGACUUUGAAAAGAAUUUCAAAUAAGUGCAGAUAGCAGAAACCAGACAGUUCUUUAUUUCACCACACAGGCUCCCUAAUCAGGUACCCUAAAACAGGGGCACAGUUCUUACACAGCUGUCAAAGCUAUGGGAUAGGUCAGGAGCUUUUUGUUCUGUGCCGGAUAUUGCUUCAGUCACUUUGCCAAAUCCCGUCAGUGGGCAGCUGCAGACUUGUAGUUGCUUCAUCCCCUGGACUUUAUUUGUGUCCCACCUUUGAGCUUUCCUAUAGCUCUCUAUCUUCUUCAGUUCUUUGUCUGACCCUUUGAUUUUGCAUAAAUAGACAUCAUUUAUCAUCAAUUAUUAUCUGGCUGUGGAAAGGCAGAUAUUAUCUGGCCCUUCAGGCAGUUUGUAUGAGUUGUAACUUUUCUUAGUCUCCUGAUCCUUUUGAGGCAGUUGAUGGGGAAAAACUGUGGAGGGUUAAUAAUCACGCUGUUUGUCGUCAGUCCCUUAUCUAUACCAGUUUAGGCUGCGAUGUGCAAUUGUUCCACUCUCUUCCCUCAGCCCAGGAAAGAAGCUAACCUCUUUACCCUGGUGUGUAAAAGUGAAGAAACUUGAGUCAUGCUGUAUUGUUAAUAAAAAUGUUGCAAAAAUUUCCGCAGUCUCCUCAGCUCAAUCUUGCAGCAAAUACACAAGUGUGUGAGAAAUUGUCUGCACCCUAAACCACGGUGGUUUUGAUAUGGGACUGCCCAGAGUGCUCUGUAGUUAAGCAUGUUUGUCUCCGGGAGUGGGACUGAUAAAGCAAGUUUUUGUGUGUAAUAUACUGACGUUUUGCAUACAGGGACUCUCUAAGGGUAAGUAUGUUACUGUGAACAUACGGUAGCAACACUGCAGAAGAUGAUGGUUCUCAGUCUUAUCUCCUAUAUCCAUGUGCUUGAAACUGGAAUGUGGCUCUUUAUAACUAAGAAAGAAAAAAUCAAGGGUUUCGUUUCUCAAUAUUGUCUUAGAGAGAGCAGUUACAAACAGUUGUCAGAUCACAUAUCCAAUGAAAGAUAUUAUGAAAGGCUACUGGACGCUCUUUGUAAAGAAAAUAAAGCUUGUGCAUUUGUCUUUUUCACUGUCAUUGUCAUUAAACCUCGUGUCAUGGCAGUUUUUCACUCAGGAGUUUUGAACUUGGACCUUGAUGAUGCCUAAGAUGCACCUUAAUGUCCCUAGAAACAGCAAUGUUGUUCACUGCUGGAAGCAAUAAAGCUAGAACUGGUGCGGGGUUGGAUGCUGCUCACAGCAUGUUCAGCAGCCCUCUUCGUGGCAUCUUGCCUGAUACCAAAAGGGAUGGUUCUGUCUUCCAUCCCUCUCAGCAGGUCCAUGUGGCAUGCUCCAGCAUUCAUCCAGGCCUAUGGCAGUGCUGGGGCUUGCUGUGCCACUGCCUGGCUGAGACAGUGUGCAUGGGUAGGCUUUCCAGUGCUGAUUGCAUUUAGAGAAGGGGCCACAUGAAAGCACUGCUCCUGGUUCUUACCUCUGUAAAUCUGUCCUAAUGGGAAGGACUUCUUAAGACCACAUCCUUUCUCCUGAUUUUUUUUGUUUGUUUGUUCUUUUAGAAAAGAAAAUGGUGGCAAUCUUUUGCUCUCACUGCUUUCCCAACAGGAAGUUCAGGGGGUCCCCGACUGCAUUUGGAUUUUGAUGUUAGCAGUUAUGUUUUCAGUGAUGACUGUGACUAGAAAAAUGUGUGUCUGUAUGUCAUCAGACGUGUGUGCGUUAGAACAAAAUUUAAGCUCAUCCUGGUAAUUCGAAUGAAUAACCAUUGAGUUGAUUCAUAGAUUUCUGUAUAGAUACUGGUGAAGUUCUUUAUUAAGACUGAGUCAAAGGGUCAGGGUGUGGAAAAUUAAAACCAAGAAUCAGUUAAGCCUAGCGAAUCUCUUCAUGGCCAAACCAACUGAAGUCCUGGAUAGUGUGUCCCCAUGGGGCCGAGAAAGAGACAUGGGCUUCAAAGCCUCAAAGACUUAGUUCUGCAAAAUGUGUAAUGAACUAUUGUUUGUUAGGAAAAGUGAGGACUCACUUUGGCUUCAAUGCAACAAAAGAUAAAAAAUUAAAACCUCUUAGGUGUCUUGUUCUCCAUCUGUUCCUGUUACUUUUUUUCAGUAACUUUUGUUUAUUAUUUUGUUCUUAUGUCUCUUCCUUCAUUCACUUUCCUAAAUGCUGUUACUGUCUGUCUUUUCACUCAACUUCAUCCCCUUGAAUCUGCUUGAAACUUGGUCAGGGUUUCAGCACUGAAGUUGGCGUUGGACUGAUUGCAAACAAUAACACUGGCCUGUUGCUCUCUACUCAUCUGCAGACAGAUUGUUUAAAAUUAAGAUCCUGUUCCCACUCAACUUCUCCAUUUGGGGUUUUCCCCAAAGCUUCCCAGAAGCAGAUGGUGCUUCCUGGAGCUGUGCUUACAGAGCAUUACACUUUAUGCAGCGCUGUCUCCUCCUGACAAAACCAGGCGGAUGUGUCCUUCCCUCAGAGCUGCCAGGUUCAAAGAAAGCCCAUGUACAAGCUGUUGUGCUGUUCUGAUGUCAGCCUGGUCCAAGAUGGUGUACAGUCUACAGCUUCACCAGGAAGCACUCUGAGGACAGGUUCAUGGCAAGGAUGAAAGGAUACCUUCUGGUAUAAAAAGCUUGACUGUAGAAGUGAGCUUAGGCUGCGCUUAGAAAUGCAUCUUGGAUCAAUUGAUUUGGUCCCGUAAUGAAGCAGCAUGCCUGCAAGUUCAUGCCUUUCCUUUUCCCACUGACUUCAUGAUGCAAUGACUAGUCUGUUCCAGAGCUUCAAGGAAGAUUCAUGAGAACAUGCAGGAGGUUGAGAUACCUCUUGGGAGGGCAGAUGGAAAUUGAAAUAGGUUAGAAAUGCUCUGGGAGCAAGCUUAGUUAAAGGGAAAAGGCUAAAGAGGGUAUAUGUUACAUUUAUUACAAGACAGAAGCUUUCUUUGAAAAUUAGUAUUUUAUAUAACAAGAGACUUAAAAAUUAUUGCUUUUAUAGAAAAUAAGAUACUUUAUUUUAGGGGAUGAAGAAAAAAAAGCCAAGAGACCAGAAAGCAAGGGGAGGGGGCAGAGAAGGAAAAAGAAAGAGUGGGGGAAGAGAUGGAGUCACUGGCACUGCUGCAAGGGCAGCACGUUUUUGGCUGGCAAGGGAAGCUGAUGCACAAUCAGUGGAGAUGAAGGCUGCCCAGAAUCCUGUGUGCAUGAUUAAGUUCUGCCUACAAAAUCAUUAGGGUUUAUGGUCACUUAAAUUAUUACAAACCAAAAUAUAAAUGUUUAUUUUCUUAAAAUGGAUUUUAUUUCAGUUUGAGGGUUCCGUUUAAAUGUGACAUGCCUGUGCAGCCAGUAGCAUGAGCUGAUGUGACUGAGCCAGUGCUGUUUCCUCCAUGAGCUGAUGCUUCACUUCCUGCAGCGAGUGGGUUCACUUGGGCCUGCCAAGGCUGCCUUGGAGGGAUAAAAAGGGUUGGACCUGGGUUUUCCAUAUGUCCUUAUGUGCUUCCUGCUGCCCAUGUAUUUUUUUUUUUGUCACAUCAAUAACCACUUUUGUGAAAGGUAAAAAAUAUUCUGUAUCAUUGAUUAAAAACUGUGAGAAACAUCCUUGGUAACCUUGCGUUGCUCCAGAUGGUAAAUUCUGCAGUCCCUUCAUCAUUUCAGUAAGGCAAAAUACUUUUCAGUGGCUCGCCUUUUAUCCUAACACUUCUAAAACAUUUUUAUACAUGAUCUUUUUCAAAGGUACUCUGGGGGAUUUCCACUCCCUUGCUGUUUUAAAAUGCUCAUACUCUUGUGUUAACCACAAAGCUUACGCUGGUGCACUCUGUCUCUCUUUCUCUCUCUCUCUCAUUUUCUCCCCAUUGAGGACCAGCUACCAUUUCCAGGUAAGGCUUUACCAGAACGUGUCUUGUUAAUGCUGGCAGGAUCUUACCAUUGCUAGAAUUAUUUCUCAUUUCUGAAGGGCUCUUCAGGGGUACACUGUGGCACACAGGGGUGUGAGUGGCACAGGGCUGUGCUGGGGGAAGGCUGCAGACCCCAAAACAUCUCAGAAACUGCAUUCACCCCUGAACCAGCAAAGUGGUGCCACAGUGUCAUAGGGGUGAGUGGCAGAGCCUUGUUGCUGAAAUUUCUGUUGUUGCUUGGGAACGUGCAAGCCAGGGAUUGCUACAGAAGUGAUGGGAACAAAGUUAUUUUCCAGCUAUGAGUGUGAUUAUUUUAAGGCAAAAGUUCUCUGUAUUACUGUAACAAUAUUGUGUUGGUUAGACAUAGAGAGAUAAUGCAAAAUUAAUUCAUUAUUUUUAGAACAUCCAGGGAAAACAGUAGAUGUAGCAAAUAAAUAAACUGGUUGUAAAAUCAGAGCUGCUUCAGCACCAGACAGACUUCAUUGGUUGUAAGAGGGUAUUUUUUAAUUUUUUUUUUAUGCUAUCUGUGUUGUAAUCUGUGUCUUAAAAACUUGCUGAUGUCUAGUCUUACGGGAAUUCAUUGUAAUGCUUGACUGUACCUCUACGCAAAGGAAACCCUACCGUCUUACUCUGCUUAGUGAAAAUUUGCCUAUGGAGAUUAGCAAACUGAUGCUUGCUUAGUAAGAUUUUACUGUGCCUUGACAAUAAGGUAAUACUGGAAUUUGGAUAGGAUAGUAUUGUCUAUAUCCAAAAGAAAAGGUUUGUUCUGCUGUCCUUUGCAGCAACAUCCCCUGUAGGUGCUCAGGCACAUAUCCAAUAGGAAAUUGUUGCUAUUAGAAAUAUUCUGUCCUGGGUACCAGCUGGUCACUGCACUGCAGUUUUGAAGUGGUUAGGAUAACAGGAGAGCAGCUCCUGAGGCUGACUUAGUGCCAGGUGAAGUGGGAGUAAGCCCUGAGUAUCAGCAGUGGGUCUGUGUUGGUGCAGUAGGGGAUCCUUUCCCUCCGCAGCCUCUGUACUGGGGUGACACACGUCAUGCAGCUGGGGUUCUUCUCCCCCAUGGGGACUCUGCAAUUUUGUUUUGUUGUCAGCAGUCAAAAUGUUGUAUCUCUUCUGGGUUGGAAGGGACAAGGAUGAUCCCUCAGUGAUGUCAGAUGUCAUAAUCUGCUGUUUUCACAUGACUCCAUAUAAUUUGCUAUAUCUUAAAUAUGUAUCUCAAACUGUAUAGAUAUUUUUAGCCAUUCUUUAGCAGACUCUGUUACCUCUUCCACUCUGUAUGUUAAGAGUUGGGGCAUAUAUUUCUUGUCCCCAAAAUACAGAGAAGGCAUUAUAGUAAAUAGUAAAUCAUACAACUUUGUUAUUUUAAUUAAAAAAUAUGGAGGUAGCUACUCUACCUAGCUUAUAAGGCAGCUUGGACAGGGUCAUUUUAGUGCAAGGUGUGUUCCCGUCCAUCAUGUUUCUGCCUGUCAGCUCCCAAUGAAGUGACUUGAUCUUAGACCUCUAAAUUUGACAAACUUUUCCCACUGUGACUAAGACAGGCUUCCAGUUCUGAUGUACCAUAAAAGGUACAUAAUUUGAGAGAGAGGGACAGGGCAUCUUUUAAGACUUGUCCCUGCCAGGUGCCUUAGGGCAAAGCAAUAGAGCUGAAGUAGAGCUAUAGGAACAUAGGUGUAUAACUUUUUUUCUAUUCCCUGUUGUAUGUAUUUCAUGGAAGCAUGGUAAGUGAAAAAGUAAUCACAGUGCUUUUUAUUGAGCAAUACCCCAAUCCUGGAGAGUUGCUGAACAUUGCCUUCCCCUCAUGCAGUGAACAUAGCAGAAGCCAUGCUCUCAGCCCCCAUUUGCUGGGCAGCAGGACCAAGGAUCCUGUCGUCUAGUCCACGCAUGGUGACCAAAUCUCUGAUAACAACGCAGAUAUUUGCCCUUCUCAGUCUAAAAGGCAUGGGUGGCACCCAGUGCCUGUGCCUCAGGUCUGCUGUCCUGGAAGUUUUGGUGCUGCAGCCUGCCGUAAUGGUGCACUCGUAGCUCAUAUGUGCUGAUCUUUCAGGGGGGUUUGGCUUCAUGUGAGAGGAAACAGGAGAAAAAUACUCUCUUUAAGAAGAGCACCCACAUUAUAGGCAAUGUUUAAUCUGUGUGCAGAAAGUAUAUUUUUGUGACUAAAAGAAGUUAAUCUGUCCACAAUAGUUCAAUGGGACAUCAGGUUUGUAUAUGGCCUUUGUCCAUUCUGACUACUGGUGCCAUAGAUAGGCAGCAGCACUGCUGGAGGGGAGCUGUUUGAACAUGGCUUUAAAAUGUUAAUGCCAUUUUAUAUCCUAGUAAGUCAUGCCCAUACUGAUUUUUCUCCUUAUUAUUAUGUUGUACUCAUGUCUUGCUCAGUUUCUGAACAGUUAGAAAUACUAAGUGGGGUGUAUUUUAAUGGAAAGUGUUUGGGCUCAAUUUGGUGUGGUGGUAGUUAAAAUAGGAUAGCCCACAUUUAGUAAAGUUUAUUUUUGUUAUGAAAAUUCUCCUCCUUGGAUUACUUCCAAUGAAGUUCAAGCAUCUGUGUAUAAAGAGUUGUUCCAGAACCAUUUUGCUUGCGCAGCUAUUGGUGCAGGCCAGGGCUGGGAUGCUGAAGUGGUAGGAAGGUGCAGCUGGGAGCUUUUUGUGCUGUGCUGCCAUUGAGCUCCCACUCACUGGUAGCUGUUUAUAGGACUUGGGGUUAGUUUUUAGUGAGUCAUACUGCUUUUUUUUAUGUGUGGCCAGAAUUAAUUCUAUUUAUUUCAGUAUAUGGAAAUCCAGGUUUUUUAAUGUGUAGAUUUUCAGUCUCCAUAAACUGGGGGGUUUUUUGUGUGCGUGCUGUUGCAGUGGAGGUGCAGUGAAAAUCCCUUUACUGCAUGCACUGUGUGUCUGCCACAAGAGCAUCAUUAUACAGCAUAAACCCGCCUCUCUCUGCUAUUUUAAAACAGCAUUAUGGUUCACACGUGUGCUGAAAAAUCUGAGAGUACGCAAAGACAGGACACCUUCCCCUUGCUGUGAGCAGGCAGAAGUGAAAGCGUCCCUCAUCCCCUACCUACACUGGCCAGGCAUCAGCUACAGAGGGCCCAGGUGCUGGAAGCCAAAAGUGGAAGAAGAGCUUCUGUGACCCGCCCGAGUCACUGGUGAGCACUGGGAUGGGAAUUACUUGCUGCCUGUGAUGGUUUGGAUCACAUCCCGCCGAGCGCUGGCUGGCACUAGGUCUGGCUGCUGUUUCUCAGCUCCUCUCCCCAGCUGAUUCAUACAGGCACCUCUCCAGCUUGGGCAAAGCAUUGCCAUCCACAGGCCCUCUCCUGGGGCAGCCCAUUUCCUCCAGCAAAACAGCUGCAAACCCUGCAGCAAACCUUCUGCAAGGCUGUCAGCAGUGGCAAACAUCCCUGCUGGGCACCCAGAGGUUUGCGUUCUGCCCUCUUAGCAGGCAGGAUCACCUUUCACCUGAAAUGCUCUUUCCUGUGCCCUGAGCUGCCCUUAGCUGUGCAGUGCAGUCCUGAGUGAGGCUGAGGUGGAGGAGGUUCUUUCACGGAGGGUCUCCAUUUUUUGGGUUGGGUGCAUUAUGAAAGUGUUUAAGGAGAUAAAGGCUCUCAUUUCAACAAGAGAAUUGGAAGGUGUUGUACCACAGCAGAGUGUUCCUUGCAGAAAGAGAUGGGAAUGAUUUUGGUUGAUUUAAUGAACAGUGAGAGCUCUGAAGGAGUUUCUAGAUAGGAUUUUGGACUGGUGACUAUGUUUCUUCUUAAUGUGUCCCAUAACUUUUUUGCCUAAAGCAUCUGUUCACUGCAGCUGGAAGAAAUUCUGGAGUUAAGGAAGACCUUUAACAGCAAAAUGGAUAAAACAUUGAUUUUUUUUUUUAUGUGUGUUUUUAGACUGUGUGGCAUUAGCUUGCUAAACCAUGCCAUCAGAUGAUGUAAGUAAUGGAGUGUAAUAGGACUCAGGAAAGUGGAUGCCAUGUAAAUGGGAGAGAGCACUAAUAAGAAAAAGGAAGGAAAAUUGUUUCAGGGUUCUCACCUGCUGACAAGAGAAUGAGUUCUUAGGCAGUUCAUCCUGUAGGUAAUCUGUGCUGUGGAAAUUGAUGGUGGCAGCUCUCCAUCUGCCUCUGAAGCAGCAGGCAUGCUCUGCUGCUGGCAUCUGCUACAGAGGCAGCCCAGGCAUGAGGGUGGUAAUCCCUCAGGCUGCAUUUUGGCAUCUCUGGUUGACGUGAAGAAAUUAGAAUUGGUCCUUAUUAAAUGUCAGGGAACUGGGACCCCCAUUUUCAGAGAAGAAAAGGUCAGCUGUUUAAAAAUGAAAGGACCAAAUGGGCAACCAUCUCUAGUCUGAAGCAGGAGGCUGUUCAUGUGGAGGGACCAAACAGGGUAAUUUGCAAACUCCAGUUGGAAUAAUAAGUCUUUAUGCCUGAAAUAUGAUUAAGGUUCAUAUUCCUGAGGGCUGUCGAUGUUGGGUGAUCAGUUGUACUGCAGUAUGUCAGACAUUCAGCCUGGUGGAUAACAGGGAGACCCUCACAAGCUGGGAAGGUAAAUACCGAGUACAACCAUGAACAAGGGUGCUGAGUUACAGGAGCACUCAAAUGUUUGCUGUGGAAUACAUUUUAGUUGUUUAAGUGCUUUGGCUUGUUUUUUGUUCAGGUACACUAACUGUCCACAGGAAUUCCUUGCCCAGUGUGGGUUGUUAAAAUAGAAAGGAAAAUGGAUGUUGCUUUCUGAAGCCUGAUGUGGUCUGUGGCAGUGCUGCACUGUGCAUAGCGCAGCACUAGUCACUGCUUUCAUGGGCCAGGAACACACUGCAGCAGAGAGGCAGGGCAGUGUGUCUGUACUUGCCAUAUUAUUUCAUGCCAGCCAAAAGGUUGGUGGUGUGUUGGCCCUGCUUCGCUCCGAAGGCAGCAGAUACCCUCAGUGACCUUACAGCAGCUGAGUGAGAGCUCUCAGAGAGGUGCUGAAGCUAGUAAGAGUGACUUGAGUGUCUGACAGGGUGGGUGGUGCGCACAGAGGAGAGAUAGCGUCCCGUGGCACCGCUAUAAAAUUGAGCACUUCUCCUGUGAAACAGUCUGAGAGCUCAGGUGUUGUGCUUUUGUGUGCAUCCUGUAAGGAAAAUGUCUUCUGAGUGCAAAGCUACAAGAAAUGGAAACCAGAGUGGCUCUAGGUCUUGAGCUACUUGCAAAAAAACUACUGUGAGAUUAAGGGACUGGUGACAAAGGUCUCGAGGUUUGUGUCUUAAGGCUGGAAAAAAAUGUUGAUAGUUUUUCCUACUGGGAAAUUGCAUUCCUGUGCCACGUAUGAACAUCAGUAGGUUGAAAGAAAAACUUACGUCACACCUCUGAUUGCAAUCUCACUUUUCUUUCUUUUUUUUCCACCACUUCUUGCAGACAGGAUUAAUAUAGCCAAGGACUUGCACAUAAUUUAAUAAAACUUUGGAAAAGUAGGAGUUUCCUGCUAUAAAUGAGAGAUCAACAGAAAAAAGAAAGAUGUCAAGUUAAGAGGCUUCAACUCCUGCAACACCUAAACUGAAGCUGGUGCCGUGUUUCCCUCUGGAAUCUGUCUCACCCCUCUCCAGAUGCCAGCCCUCCCGCGAGCGGCACCCUGCUGCAAGCAGUAGCUGAUGCAGCGUGGCUACCAGUGAGUAUUUGAAGAGAUUCCCCCUGUGUCUGGUUCCCAGUGCAGCUCCCAUGGCCUAUGACGAACCCACUGCUCUCUCGGGCAUCUUCACACGCCAGAACUCUACCAGCACCACCUCUCUGGACUUUGAGCCUGACGCCGACUACAAGUUUGUUGAAACCUUAGAGGAUCGGUACAAGUGUGCCUACUGCCACCUCGUCCUUCACAACCCCCACCAGACAGGAUGUGGGCACCGAUUUUGCCAGCAGUGCAUUCUUUCUUUGAGGGAGUUAAAUGCAGUACCCACCUGUCCUGUCGACAAAGAAACAAUAAAAAUGCACGAGGUAUUCAAAGACAACUGCUGUAAGAGAGAAGUUCUCAAUUUGCAUGUGUUCUGCAAAAACUUUCCUGACUGCAAUUCAAAAAUAAUUCUGGGACGAUAUCAGGAGCAUCUUCAGCAGUGUUUGUUUGAAAGCAUGCAAUGCACUAAUGAUGGAUGUUGUGAUCAAAUUCUUCGGAAAGACAUGAAAGAACACUUGAGCCAGCACUGUAAAUUUCGAGAAGAAAUGUGUCAGUACUGUAAUACAUAUGUGGUGUUCAUUAACAUAAAGAAUCAUGAAAAAGAUGACUGUCCUAAUUAUCCUGUGCCUUGUCUCCAAAAUUGUUCACAAAUAAUUCUGAAAAAAGAGAUUGACAAGCACCAGGCUGUGUGCCCUGAGGCAGAAGUGGACUGCCCGUAUAAGCAGUACGGAUGUCUUGCAAAGGUUAAAAGAGGGAAACUUGCUGAACAUGAAAACACUGCCCUGAGGGAACACAUGCUGCAGAUUUUAGACAAGAACUCCCGGUUGGAAGAACAGAUAUCUGACCUAUAUAAGAGCCUGGAAUGUAAAGAGAUUAAAAUCCAGCAGCUGGCAGAGGCCAUUAAAAAGUGUGAGAAAGAAUUCAGGCAGUAUACACAACUGUUUGGUAAAAAUAGCAACUUGAUGGUAAGCACACAGGCUUUGGCCAGCCACCUGGAUAAGUCUGCACGCCUGGAAUCACAAGUGAAACAGCUAAUACAGAUGGCAAACCAGCAGCAGAGUAAAUUAGACUUGCGGCCCCUGUUUGACACAAUCGAAAAUGUAAAACAGAAGAUUGCUCUGAUGGAGACAUAUGAUCAGCGCUUGGUUGUUUUGGAAGAUCAGUCCAGCAAACAUGAUCUCCAGAUCAAUAUUCACAAAGCACAGCUCAAUAAAAAUGAAGAACGAUUUAAGCUUUUGGAAGGCACGUGCUACAAUGGGAAAUUAAUCUGGAAAAUCACAGACUACAAGAUGAAAAAGAAAGAAGCGGUGGAAGGCCGUGUCCUCUCCAUAGCCAGCCAGCCCUUUUACACCAGCCGCUGUGGGUACAGGUUGUGUGCGAGAGCCUACCUGAACGGGGAUGGCUCAGGGAAGGGAACACACAUCUCUCUCUACUUUGUAGUGAUGAGGGGGGAAUUUGACUCGCUGCUGCUGUGGCCUUUCAAGCAAAAAGUUACACUUAUGCUUUUGGACCAAAGUGGGAAAAAAAAUCACAUUGUGGAAGUCUUUAGAGCCGACCCCAACAGCAGCAGUUUCAAAAGGCCAGAUGGGGAAAUGAAUAUCGCCUCCGGAUGUCCCCGCUUCGUGCCGCACGCGGUCCUGGAGAACACAAAGAACACCUAUAUCAGAGAUGACACUCUGUUUUUGAAAGUCGUCGUGGAUUUAACUGAUCUGGAGGAAUUGUGAAAAUUGUUCCCAAUCAAUGUGACUGCUUUAACCAUUAAGAACUGCUUUCUUGGUGACUACCAGCCAUGCAAUAGUGAAUUGCCACCAGUCAAGCUACUGAGAAUGUUUCACAGCUUUUGGACUCAUAAGAGAUAAUGAAUUGCCAAAGUGUCAGCCUUUCCUUUUUUAACCCUUUUUUCAAGACUGCAUUUUUAAGGCAGCUAGAAGUCCGGUUUGGUGCAAGCAUGCAUUCAAUCCAGCUUGGCUCAGUCCAGGCUGGGGGGAAUGCUUUUCUCCCAUCACCAAACUGGUGCUUGGAGAUGAAACUCCUCCAGUAACCUCCCUGGAGCCCAGGCAGGCCAGUGGGCUCCCAUCCCUCACACAGCAGUGAAGCCAUGCCCAAACGUGCAAGUGCAUUUCACCUGCCUGCAAUAGAAACAUUUCAGCAUUAGCAAAUUUGAAUCAAUAUGUCUUGGUCCCUCCAUCUCCUGGAUUUUUGAAGAGGGGAGAAUGGCUUCAGUUAGGCAGGGAAACCAUUUGCCAAGUAUCUUGCAUUUUUGUAAUUUGUUUUAAUUAUGUUUUUCCAGAAAGCCCAGAGGAAGGCACCAAUGCCUCUUACUUUUUUAGCCUGGUUUUUCAGCUAUAUAGAGUACGCCCAGGUCACAACAGCUUUCUUAUGUCCUUUCCUUUCCUGCCUAGUGCCUUGGGACUGAUUUCCAUUAGUGGUAAACAUCCACAGUCCCCAUCUGAAGCCAAAAGCUGCAGGCACUUCUCACCUCUCAGGACAUGGCCAGAGGCAGGGCACUCGGCCAGCCUGCCAGCUCUUGGCUGUGCUGUUGGAAGAGGGGCAAAACUCCUGUUCUUUUUCUUCCACAUCUGUGCAAAAUUGAUGUUUUCUGGCCUACAAGCUUUAUAAAAGGCAGGAAAAGCUUUGGAUGUCUGCCUGGGAGAAAGCCCACGUAACAUGCACUGUUCCUCUCUCCUAGAAAUUUGGAUGUUAGGGGAAGAAGGGGGAAAAGGGAUUUGGGAGUGAGGUUGCAGUAGGAACCCAAUUCUCACAGAUAGUGCAGCUCUAGUGUUUGUUAAAGGGUGACACAGCCACCCUUUAACAACUUGUUCAGUUUGAAGAACUUCUUGU
This is a messenger RNA of Pipra filicauda (Wire-tailed manakin), 14662 nucleotides long. It is a transcript of the gene TRAF5, whose product is annotated as TNF receptor associated factor 5. The transcript is spliced from 12 exons. Gene Ontology annotation, cellular component: plasma membrane signaling receptor complex. Gene Ontology annotation, biological process: positive regulation of JNK cascade; tumor necrosis factor-mediated signaling pathway; protein K63-linked ubiquitination. Gene Ontology annotation, molecular function: tumor necrosis factor receptor binding; zinc ion binding; thioesterase binding. NCBI's taxonomy places the organism in Eukaryota, Metazoa, Chordata, Aves, Passeriformes, Pipridae. The record is from RefSeq and is a predicted model, not a curated record. The coding region runs from base 11872 to 13545 and encodes 557 amino acids.